Molecule: messenger RNA, 2712 nt
Organism: Diospyros lotus (date-plum)
Lineage: Eukaryota; Viridiplantae; Streptophyta; Magnoliopsida; Ericales; Ebenaceae
Product: ABC transporter G family member 3
Exons: 12
Coding region: 403-2577 (724 amino acids)
Cellular component (GO): membrane
Molecular function (GO): ATP hydrolysis activity; ATP binding; ABC-type transporter activity
Source: RefSeq, a predicted model, not a curated record
AUGAGAUGUUGCCCAACAGAGGAGCAUUACAAGAAACCGGAAAAAGCGGGGUCAAAAGAUCCAUUAAAAUCUAAGGACAACAAUUCCACAUUUCGUUGUCACUUCUUUCUCAUUUUCCACUCGCUUCCCCCCUCCCCUCUCUCUCUCUCUUCCUCGCUCAGCUCCACCACUCAGCUCCACCACUUCAGAUCCAGGUCUAUUUAUUUUUGGAUACUGUAUUAGACUGAAGGCAUGUGAGCUUCUCCUUUUAUUCGGCUGAAAAAGGAACCCCAUUGCAAUACUGGCUCUUGGAGUAACUGGAUGACUCUGAGUAUGCAUUCAUUUUGAUUAACUAUGCAGAAGAAAUUGUUUAUGGUUGUAGCUUCUUAGUUUUCUACAAAACAUUAGUUCCUUGAAAGUCAAAUGGAAGAAAUACAGUCUCAGUCUGAUAACUACAGAUCAUCAUCUUCAUCAGCAAGUAGUCCAGCAAGUAGGGUGCCAUCAAGUAAUUUUUUCUAUCUGCGUAAACCUGGUUCGCUUAGACAACCCAUAUCUUUUGAGGAUUCACCAGACUGGGAUGACACAGAUAUUGAAGUUAGGGUGGAGGAAGGAGGUGACUCCAUCAAUGCUGCAACCACUCCAGCUUCCCCAUCUCUCUCAAAGCUUAAUAGUGGGUCAUUGCCCUCUCCUCCAUUGCCAGAGGGUGCUGUUGUUGCCAGAAAGAUUGCAGGGGCUUCAGUUGUUUGGAAGGACUUGACUGUUACCAUAAAGGGGAAAAGAAAGUACUCUGAUAGAGUUGUUAAGAGUUCAAACGGUUAUGCAUUACCAGGGACUAUGACUGUUAUCAUGGGUCCUGCCAGGUCUGGGAAAUCAACACUCUUACGGGCUAUUGCAGGAAGGUUGCCUGAUUCAGCUAAAAUGUAUGGCGAGGUGUUUGUGAAUGGAGAAAAAUCACACUUGCCAUACGGGUCCUAUGGAUUCGUUGAGAGGGAAACCACACUUAUUGGAUCCCUCACAGUCCGGGAGUUCCUUUACUAUUCUGCACUGCUCCAACUUCCUGGUUUUUUCUGUCAGAAAAAGAGUGUGGUAGAGGAUGCCAUUCUUGCUAUGUCGCUGGGCGAUUAUGCAAAUAAACUUAUAGGUGGUCACUGUUAUAUGAAGGGUCUUCCAAAUGGUGAGAGAAGGCGUGUCAGUAUUGCCCGGGAGCUUGUCAUGAGACCACAUAUUCUCUUUAUUGACGAGCCUCUUUAUCAUCUUGACAGCGUGUCUGCACUUCUGAUGAUGGUUACAUUAAAGAAGCUUGCUAGCACGGGUUGCACUCUUGUAUUUACUAUCAACCAGAGCAGCACAGAAGUUUUUGGACUCUUUGACCGAAUCUGCCUUCUUUCCAAUGGAAACACACUCUUUUUUGGAGAGACGUUGGCUUGUUUGCAGCACUUUUCAAAUGCUGGAUUUCCUUGCCCAAUUAUGCAAAGUCCUUCUGACCACUUCUUACGCGCAAUAAAUACAGAUUUUGACAGGAUCAUUGCUAUGUGCAAAAAUUGGCAGGAUGACCAGGGAGAUUUUUCAUCCGUAAAUAUGGACACUGCUGUCGCCAUACGCACCCUUGAAGCAACUUAUAAGUCAUCAGCAGAUGCUGCUGCUGUUGAGACUAUGAUCAUAAGACUCACUGAAAAGGAAGGUCCAUCUCUCAAAAGCAAGGGGAAGGCAAGCAAUGCAACACGAAUUGCAGUUUUGACUUGGAGAUCCUUGCUGAUUAUGUCAAGAGAGUGGAAGUACUACUGGCUUCGGCUAAUUCUCUAUAUGCUUCUUACAGUCUGCAUUGGUACAGUAUUCUCUGGAUUGGGGCAUUCCUUGUCAUCUGUUGUGACUAGAGUUGCUGCAAUAUUUGUAUUUGUGUCAUUUAGUUCACUUCUAAGCAUUGCUGGAGUACCUGCACAAAUGAAAGAAAUCAAGAUAUAUGCCUGUGAACAAUUAAACCAGCAUUCAGGAGCAUUGGUUUUCUUACUUGGGCAGCUUCUUUCCAGCAUCCCUUUCUUAUUCCUUAUCUCCAUUUCAUCCGGCCUUGUGUUCUAUUUCCUCAUAGGACUGCGGGACGAGUUCAGUUUGUUGAUGUACUUUGUACUAAAUUUCUUCAUGUGCCUCCUGGUAAAUGAAGGACUGAUGCUGGCUGUUGUUACCAUUUGGCAAGACAUGUUCUGGAGCAUAUUAAGUUUGGUUUGCAUAAACGUGGUAAUGAUGCUUUCAGCUGGUUACUUCAAAAUUCGAAGUGCUUUGCCCAGACCUGUAUGGAUGUAUCCGGUAUCCUAUGUUUCUUUCCACACUUACUCUAUACAGGGGCUCUUGGAGAAUGAGUACAUCAACACUAACUUUGCAGUUGGGCAAGUAAGAACCAUAUCCGGAUACCAGGCCCUUAAAAGUGCAUACGAGAUCUCUGCCGACAACAACUCAAAGUGGGGGAAUUUACUGGUGUUGUUUCUCAUGGCAGUUGGGUAUCGUCUUCUUGUGUUUGUUUUGCUUCAGUUUCGUGUGAGGAAGAAGCUUUCUUUGUGUAAACUUUUCCAGUGUAAUAAGAACACAGACAAUAAUGCAAGAUGAAUGAAAAGUAGAAUUUGCCUAUCUGGCUAUAAAGAUUUUGUAAUUGGUACCCCCUGGCCCUGCUGUAUUUGUACUAGUUGUUUGUUAGAGAGCCUGGAAUGGAAUGCAAUACUAAAAUAGAAGAGGGUUUUGACA